CAGUGGUUGAGAUAGCCGUCCGAAAGGGUCACGGUGGAGGUUCGGGAAUAAAACACGGAUAAAGUCAGGGUUCAGGUGGAUUUUAAGCGAGCCAUGGGUGACGUCGACGGCUUCUACCACAUCCCUCAAACAGCUGGAGCUCGCCUUGGGUCCCAGUUCAGUGCUGGAAUCAGCACUUUGGAGCCAGGCCAGAGCCUGAGCGCUGCCAUGGGAGGCAGCGGAAAGGCACAGGGGAAGGGGCUUCAGGUCCGGGUGCAGGGUCUGGAUGACACCCAGGAGUUUUACGACCUAGAGGCAAAAGCUAUCGGUCAAAUGCUUCUCUCAGCGGUCUUCCAGAGGUCUAACCUCAUUGAGAGUGAUUAUUUUGGCUUGGAGUUCCAGAAUGUUCAGAUGAAUUGGGUUUGGUUGGAACCCAUGAAGCUUAUUGUUAAACAAGUGAGAAGGCCUAUGAACACAUUAUUCCGACUGUCUGUGAAGUUCUUUCCCCCGGACCCAGGGCAGCUGCAGGAGGAGUUCACAAGAUACCUGUUUGUGCUGCAGCUGAAGAGGGACCUGAUGGAGAACAGGCUUCCCUGCACCGAGAACACUGCUGCCCUUCUCAUCUCCCACCUGAUACAGUCGGAGAUUGGCGAUUAUGAUGACACGGCAGACAGGGAGUUCCUGAAGCAGAACAAGCUAUUGCCCAUCCAGGACCGACUGCAGGAAAAGAUUAUGGAUCUCCACCGCAAACACCUAGGUCAAAAUCCAGCAGAAUCUGAUUUUCAAAUCCUGGAAAUUGCUCGCAAACUGGAAAUGUAUGGGGUGCGCUUCCACCCUGCUGCAGACCGUGAAGGUAGCAAAAUAAACCUUAGCGUUGCUCACAUGGGCCUGCAGGUGUUCCAGGGUAAUACAAAAAUAAACACUUUCAACUGGUCCAAGAUUCGCAAGCUAAGCUUCAAGAGAAAGAGGUUCCUGAUCAAGCUUCAUCCAGAGGUUCAUGGACCCCAUCAGGAUACACUUGAAUUCACCAUGGCCAGUAGGGACCACUGCAAAGUGUUCUGGAAGAAAUGCGUAGAACAUCACUCAUUCUUCCGUCUCUUCGACCAGCAGCAACCCAAAGCUAAAGCUGUCUUCUUUAGCAGAGGGUCCUCCUUCCGAUACAGUGGGAGGACACAGAAGCAACUUAUGGAGUAUAUGAGGGACAGUGGUAUUCGACGGACACCCUACCAGAGGAGGAACAGUAAGAUGUGUGGGUCUACUCGCUCUCUGGCUUCUGAUGUGCCAAAACAGAGCCUGAACUUCAGUGAUAGCCUGAGGGUGCCUGAGUCUCCAAAUUCAGUCUCCUUCCACUCCCUGCAUAAUUCGAGCCCUACCCCUCAUCGAGAACCCCUUCAGCUGCAGCACCAGCCUUCCAAACAGUUGCAGCAGCCUACCGGGAUACUCAGUUGUCCAAAAGAGGAAUACUCGAAGACUGUCCCUCCAGCCCACACUUUCCAAGGGAGCUCGCUGGACAGUGCUCAAUCGCCACCCUUCGAUUCAAAGAGCCCUCUUACCCUCUCGCCCUCCACCCAGAUGUCCGCACUCAGCCUUCCAGGCCGGACACCCUCACCCCUGCAGAGCCCCAUUCUAAGCGAGGUGGGCAGUCCUCGGCUGGGAGAGGAUGAGGAGGGCAGAAGGAAGAGGUUUCCCACCGACAAGGCCUACUUCAUUGCCAAAGAGAUCCUAACUACAGAAAGGACCUAUCUAAAAGACCUCGAGGUCAUUACUGUGUGGUUCCGCAGUGCGGUAAUCAAAGAGAAUGCCAUGCCUGAAGGCUUAAUGAACCUGCUGUUCUCCAACAUUGACCCUAUCUACGAGUUUCACAGGGGUUUUCUCAAGGAUAUUGAACAGAGGCUGGCACUCUGGGAAGGACGGUCUAAUGCCCAUGUUAAAGGGGAGUACCAAAGAAUUGGGGAUGUAAUGCUGAGUAACAUGUGUGCCCUGAAGGAAUUCACCAGUUACCUGCAAAAGCACGAUGAGGUUCUUACUGAGCUGGAGAAGGCCACAAAGCGACUCAAGAAACUGGAGACUGUUUACAAGGAAUUUGAGCUGCAGAAGGUCUGCUACUUGCCCCUUAACACCUUCCUGCUGAAGCCCAUCCAGCGACUCAUGCACUACAAGCUAAUUCUUGAGCGGCUCUGCAAGCACUAUGCCCCCCACCACCGUGAUCAUAGUGACUGCAAGGAGGCGUUGAAAGUGGUGGCUGAGAUGGCCGCUCAGCUCCAGAGCAGUCUCAUCCGACUGGAGAACUUCCAGAAGUUGACAGAGCUGCAGAGGGACCUGAUUGGCAUCGAGAACCUCACAGCUCCUGGAAGGCAAUUCAUCCGAGAGGGCUGCCUCUACAAACUUACGAAGAAAGGGUUGCAGCAGAGGAUGUUCUUCUUGUUCUCAGACAUGCUCCUGUACACCAGUAAAGGGGUGACUGCCACAAACCAGUUCAAAGUGCAUGGACAGCUGCCUCUACAUGGCAUGCUUGUUGAGGAAAGUGAAAACGAGUGGUCUGUGCCCCACUGCUUCACCAUCUAUGCGGCACAGAGGACCAUUGUUGUAGCAGCUAGCUCUAAAGUGGAGAUGACAAAGUGGAUUGAAGACUUGAACAUGGCAAUCGACAUGGCCAAGAAGUCUAGAGAGAAAUCUGAAAUUGUUCUGGAUCCUGGCCUCUGCGAUAGGUCCAACAGGUCCUCCGAUGAAGUGUCUCUGGAAUCGGAAGAUGACACACACUCCUCCCGCAGCUCCCUGGACAAGCAGACGCACCACCGUGCCAACACCACCAUGCAUGUCUGCUGGCACCGCAACACCAGCGUCUCAAUGUCUGACCGCAGCCUGGCCGUGGAGAACCAGCUGUCUGGGUAUCUCUUGAGAAAAUUCAAGAACAGCAAUGGCUGGCAGAAGCUGUGGGUGAUCUUUACAAACUUCUGCUUGUUUUUCUACAAAACACACCAGGAUGACUUCCCCUUGGCGAGCCUCCCGUUGCUUGGUUACACAGUGAGUACUCCAGCAGAAGCUGACAGCAUUCAAAAGGAGUAUGUCUUCAAGCUGCAGUUCAAGUCCCAUGUGUACUUCUUUCGGGCAGAGAGCGAGUACACCUUCGAGAGGUGGAUGGAGGUGAUCAGAAGUGCAGCCAGUGCUACAGGCCGCUUGAACCUCCUUGUUCCCAGGGAACCUCUGCAGUAGGAGGAGACACAGACGGGUGUUUCUAUGACAUUAUGGAUGCACAAAACACAACCGC
Scleropages formosus (Asian bonytongue) is the source of this 3247-nucleotide messenger RNA. RefSeq names its product FERM, RhoGEF and pleckstrin domain protein 2 (gene farp2). The record is from RefSeq and is a predicted model, not a curated record. Gene Ontology annotation, cellular component: cytoskeleton. Gene Ontology annotation, molecular function: cytoskeletal protein binding; guanyl-nucleotide exchange factor activity. The coding region runs from base 94 to 3192 and encodes 1032 amino acids. Lineage: Eukaryota; Metazoa; Chordata; Actinopteri; Osteoglossiformes; Osteoglossidae. The transcript has 28 exons.